This is a messenger RNA of Vitis vinifera (wine grape), 2701 nucleotides long. RefSeq lists its product as uncharacterized. Gene Ontology annotation, molecular function: sphingomyelin phosphodiesterase D activity. The coding region runs from base 116 to 2470 and encodes 784 amino acids. Lineage: Eukaryota; Viridiplantae; Streptophyta; Magnoliopsida; Vitales; Vitaceae. The transcript is spliced from 4 exons. The record is from RefSeq and is a predicted model, not a curated record.
ACUUUCUCCUCAAGCUUGUUUCUGAUUUUUCCAACAUAAAAAGGCGCCAUUUGCUUAGCCUGACAUUCAAAACUUCAAAACCUCCAAAACCCUAGCUCACUCUGAAUCACCAAUCAUGCUUCCUCACUCCUACACCACUGAUCCCCAAUCAAAGUCCCAAUCCCUCGCCUCCACAAUCCUCGCCGCCUCAUCGCCGCCCCAAAUCUCCGCCGCCUGCGCUGCCGUCGACUCCUUCCUCCACCACCACAACCCCGACCAGUCCCGUCACUUCUUCUCCAUCGCAUUCCCAACCCUAAUUUGCAAGCUCUUCGGCUUCGAUGACUCUUCUCCUCAAAACCCCAAUUCACCCAAUGGCUGGAUCGACGCCGUCUUUGCAUCCAACGAUCGCGAUUUCGCCUCUAGGGUUUUCAACCUUCUCUCCCCUGACAGUGUCUUGAUGCAAUCCAUCUCCGCCGUGGAUCGCCAAUCUCUCGUCAAAUAUGUGUUCCCCGUCGAGCGGUUGCCGGAGUGGGUUCGUUUCGUGCUUCAAAGCAACAGGGAUUGUCGUAUUUUACCCGAUUUGUGUCCCUUAUUCAAAGGCAGGGUUAAGGAAGAUUCCGUUAAGGGUACCUCAUUUCAAAUUCAGUUGAACGUGUUUGAGUAUUACAUGUUUUGGUUCUCAUAUUACCCUGUUUGCAAAGGAAAUUCUGAGAAUUCAAGAGAAAUUGCUGUUCGGAAGAGUAGGAGAUUUAGGUUGGAGAAUUGGACCUCGUCAAUUCCAGGAUUUGUGAGUGCUAAGCGUGGAUCAGAGCAAAAGACUGAGUGUAAUUUAUAUAUGCGUCUUCUUUAUGCUUAUCUUCGUGCAUUUGUGCCUAUAUAUGAUUUGACUGCGCAUCAACCUUACCGGAGCUCACUACUUCAUUACUCGACAAUUUAUGAUGGUUCUGCUCUGUUACAAGCUGAAUUUUUGGUUUAUACCUUGAUGCAUUUUUGGAUGGUAGACAAUGAUUUUUCACCGUUAUCUGUUAAUGUCGGCAAAUCAUUUCGGGUGUCCUUUCCAUUUCGAUCGGUGCUGGGUGAGACACCUCCAACUUCUGGGUUGGGAGAAGUGGUGAAGUUGUUUGUGAAGUAUUUGAAUUUGAGUGCGGGUGCAGUCACUGGUGGGUCUGAUUUGGUUGAAUAUGGUGGGAGUCCAAGGUGGAAAGUUUCAGGCCCAGUUGAUGUUGUCAAGACAAGAGAGGUUACAGGUGUUUCCACAUGUCUAGUGUCUUGGAACUCCUUGAUCCAGAGGCCUGUAUACAGGUUCAUAUUGAGGACAUUUUUGUUUUCCCCAAUGGGGGUUUCUAUGAAGAACGUGUCCCAGGUUCUUUCUGUGUGGGUUAGUUACAUGGAACCUUGGAUGAUCAGCUUGGAUGAUUUUUCGGAACUUGAUGCAAUUGGGGACAAACCUGCUAAGAUUUCAACAAAGGAAGUUUCACAGUCUCAAGCUUGUGGGUACUCAUCUUCAUGGCAAGGCUAUGUUUUAUCCAAUUAUCUGUUCUACAAUUCCUUGGUUAUGCAUUUUAUUGGAUUUGCACACAAGUUCCUCCACACAGAUGGAGUGCUAAUAAUCCAGAUGGUAUUGAAGGUUAUAAAUGUGCUGACAUCAUCAAGAGAGCUGAUUGAACUUUUAAAGAAUGUCGAUACUGUAUUUCAUUCUAAACAGGCUGGAUCAGGAAAAUCAAUGCUUAAUAGUUUAUGUAAAUUUGUUCCAUCAAUUCGUGAACAGAUGCAGGAUUGGGAGGAUGGCUUAUGUGAGAGUGAUGCUGAUGGUUCCUUCUUGCAUGAGAAUUGGAACAAAGAUUUGCGCCUUUUUAGUGAUGGAGAAGAUGGUGGACAGCAGUUAUUUCAGUUGUUUAUAUUGCGUGCAGAGUCAGAGUUGCAAACCAUUUCUGGUGAUAAUCUUGCCAACAACCUUCAAUGUAUAGAUUCUCUAAAAGCCCAGGUGAGCUGCUUGUUUGGUGGCCAUAUUAUAAAGCCCAUGUUGGUGACACCAGGAGUGAGACAGUGUCAGCAAUCACGGGACGAAAUAUUUAAGCCUAGGAGAGUUGGCAGCUGCACAUUGGCUGAUGUCAGAUACAAGGGUGACUGGAUGAAGAGGCCCAUCUCUGAUGAUGAGGUUGCAUGGCUUGCAAAACUACUAGUACGGUUGUCGGAUUGGCUGAAUGAGAAUCUUGGGCUAAGCCCAGGGGAGAACAAUCACUUAACUUCUACAUGGUCCUAUGUGGAGGUGUCUGGUGAUGUUUGUGGCCCCAUAGAGACCAUGAAGAUGGUGUGGUGUUCUAUUGGUUCAUGGCUUCUAAUGUGGGGCGUGGCAGUAGCAGGAUUAAUGAGAAAAUAUGGUCUGAGGGUGAACCUGAGGAUGUUGGCCUCCAAGAAAGUUGUAAUGGUUUUGCUUUUGUCUGCUCUGUUCAGUGUAUUAAAAAGGGUUUUCUGCUUCCACAGUGUGUAGAAAAAAACCAAAAAAAAAAAAAAGAAAAGGAAAAAGGGGGUUUUAUAUAGAUUCAAGUAAAGGAAAAAAAAAAAAAAAGAUGAAGUACCAAAGAAAAAAAAAAAAAAAAGGUUGAUGGUGAAUGAAGGAGAGAUUGACUUUUACAAGGGUUUUUUGCAUUGAGUUUUGUUGGUCUUGUAAUUAAGCAUGUGAUCCAAUCAAUAGCAAAAUUUCAAGUUUUUUUUUUUGUAA